AUGAAACAUAUAACAACCAAAAAAUCUGACAACCAAAAGCAUUUUAAAAACUUAACAGAUCAAAACGAAUGCACAGUAUCUGCUGCUAGAAAUGUUAUAAUUAACAAUCAAAAGCAUAAACCAUUUAAUUCAAAUCUUGAACGUGUAUCAGAUAUUGUUCAAAUUCAUGAUUCAGAACAAUUUGAUAUGCCUAGUACAAAUGUAGUCACGUUCAAAGCUGAUAUUCAUGGUGAGAACCAAAGGCAUUUAAAAGAUAGUAAUAAUCAAAAUAAUAACAUGGUAAAUUCAGCUAGUAAAGAAAGUAUCAAGCUAAUAAAUAAAGAGUUGUAUACAAUUCUCCCACAUGACUUUGAAAGCAUUGUUCUACAAUAUAACGUUCAAGAAUCAAGUGAUGUGGUGUUCGACAAAAAUAUGAUGAUAUCGGAGUUUGAAAGAAGCAAUGUUUAUUAUGAUGAUAUAGAACUUUCGUCGUUAAAUAUUAGUGAUGAAACGAUUAUUGAUUCAAAUAAAUGUGAUGAUGUAAUUAUAACAAGGCUUAACAAGAGCAAUGAUGUGAUUAUUAUAUCUUUAAACGAAAAAAAUGAAGACAUGACGCAAAGUAAUGAGAAUAGUGAAAUGAUGAACAAUUCUUCUAAUAAAGAGAAUACAACAAAAAUAUAUGGUUCAAAGAAACGUAAACUUUCUUCUUUGCGCCCAUGUGAUGCCAGUAAAUCCAAAAUAAAAAUAGAAGCUAAUAAACAAAAACAUAAUAGAAAAUAUCAGCAAUCACAAUCUAAAUCCAUAAGAUGUGCCAUCACUCGUACUUUGAAAUGCCAUGAAUGUAAAGCUCAGAUUCCGUUUACUAACAGUAUGAGAAAAUGCAUAGCCUGUAAAAUGUUGUCUUGUACCACAUGCGCUGGCAGAGAAAUAAUUGGUUUUGAUGACUAUAUCUGCGAUACUCGUUUUGGAAAGGAUGAUUUAAAUUAA
Molecule: messenger RNA, 966 nt
Organism: Parnassius apollo (apollo)
Lineage: Eukaryota; Metazoa; Arthropoda; Insecta; Lepidoptera; Papilionidae
Source: the annotation of a GenBank genome assembly